Molecule: messenger RNA, 17614 nt
Organism: Nematostella vectensis (starlet sea anemone)
Lineage: Eukaryota; Metazoa; Cnidaria; Anthozoa; Actiniaria; Edwardsiidae
Product: E3 ubiquitin-protein ligase rnf213-alpha-like
Exons: 87
Coding region: 143-16891 (5582 amino acids)
Molecular function (GO): ATP hydrolysis activity; ubiquitin-protein transferase activity
Source: RefSeq, a predicted model, not a curated record
ACCAUUUGGGGCGUAGAGCUUUUCACUAAAGACAUGAAAAGCUUACGCUGAUCUACAGAAGACAAAAUCGUUGAGAUGAAAUGCCCGAAUCGCAAGUGUAAAAACCCUAGCGUGGUGAAACUUCUGUUUGAAACGGGAGCCGAUGUUGACUAUUGUCCCGCGUGUGGCGUUCCUCUCAAAGAUCAAUGCAGCAAAUCAGAAUCAAAAUCAACUGAUGUCUCUACCACAGUGUCCCCAAACAACCAGCUUUCCCCUAAGCAAACAACUGAGGCCCGGCAUGCACCUGGCCCCAGACAGUCCAACCCCUAGCCAGUCUACCCAAUCAUCGCAUGUAACUGUACAUGUGACUGUAACCAAAACCGCUGAAUUACAGACCCCAACACCCAUCAAACCUGCCCUUCUUGGAGUUUCCUCACACGGCUACAACAAUUCUUCAUUGCAUCCUUUGUCACCAGAAUCUCAGCAUCUGGCAGAAAUAGGGCAGAGUUCUGCAGAGGUGUUGCCUUGCACUGGAAACAUUGAAGCUCAAAGACUGAAAGAGGGUAGCUUGAAAGAAGAGGCUUUGACGUCACAUGACCAUGUGGUUGCCGACGAGCAUGGUCCCAAGGUCUUUAUUCAUGAGAAGAUUCAAGAGAACCAUGGUGAAGUCUCUCAGAAGGUUCCUACUGAACAUGAUAAAGAAAUAAGAGAAUUCGAUAGUAAUACUGGUGAGAAAGAUGUGAUUGAAUCCAUUUGUGUUGGUGUUGCUGAGUCCAGUCAGAAGGAGGAUGGACUCAAAGCACCUGAGAAACACCUCUCAAAAAAAUCCUUUGUCCAAAUUCAUCAAGCAACUUCUGGCUGUGCCACAGUUGGUAGUGUCGUUGUAGUUGGACGAGACAUCAAGACUCCACCUGGAUAUGUUCCAGAGAACCCCACACCACAUCAUCCAACAAUUAGACAUUCUUCUGGCAAUGGUAUUAAGUACACAUCUUCUGUGCAUCACACAGGAAGCACCACACCUAGAAAUCAACAGGAUAAACAUGUUGGAGAAAAGUUGCAGAAGUUUCCCACCAGAAAGUGUGAUCUCCACACUCAGCAAACUCCAGGCAAACCUAUUGAUGGUGAGGCAAGAAUUAUACCGAAUGAUUCUUCUAAUCAGCAGACUAUUAAAGAAGGAAGUGUAGUUGGAAGUCAUGAAGAUGUCGGAGAACAUAAAAGAGACAACAAACAGAUGGAAGUUACUGGAACAGAGAGUGAAAAAAUAAGCACAGAAGAAACCCAAUCAGAGGUUGAAGGAGAAAAACGUGAAUGCGGAACUCAUGCAAUAAGAGAUGCAAAUGGCCACCCUUUGCAGAAGAAUAAGAAAGAGACUGGAGAAUGUCUUGAUAAGGAGAAGGCACCUGGAUUAAGUGGCUCGUCUGCACCAAUCGCAGACGAAGAGGCUGAGAUGAUGGAUGGCAGUGAGGAUGAUGAAUCAGACAAGAAGCAGUGUGAGAAAAAAAGAGAUAAGGAAUUACAAGACAAGAAAGUGUCUGUAUGGGGGCGAAUUCCGAUGACAAGAGCGCAGAAGAAGAAGGCAAAACUUGAGAAAAAGAAGGAGAAAGAGCAGAGAAAAAAGGAAGCGACAAGGACCAAUGUGGUUGGAGAUGACACAAUUUCAAGUGACAUUUUGCCAGAAAAUAAUCCAGAAGCAAAAGCAAAAGAAACAAAACCGAAUAAUGCCAUGCCAGAUAAAGAAAAGACAGAAAAGCAACACAAAGGUCUUGAAUUAAAGGAUUCCUUCCAUUUCGAAGAGGAUUGUGUUACUGUCGUGUUCCAUGCCAUGCUAUCCACAAAGAUCGGCUUUAACCCAGAUAAAGACUCUGUGCAUAUAGUAUUUGGCAGCCCAGUGCUUGGAGGUUGGACAACUGCGUUACCCUGCCUCAUUACAAGAAAGUUCGAGGACAAGUUCCUUUUAGUUAAUAGCAAGAUUGACGUCCCACACUGCGUUUGUAAAGGAACCCCUUACAAGUACGUGUUCAUGAAUGGAGUGACUGGUGAAGUUAUUUGGGAGCUGCUGGAAAAUGAUACCACGAGGAUCAUGAAUCGUCAGUUGAGUGUUGACACCAACUUGUCAAAGAAUGAUACUUGGAACCAGUACGAUGGAGUUAUUUAUCUGCCUAAAAGCAUUUUGGGCACUAUAAAAUCCUAUAUAUUCAAUGACGACCAUGAAAAGAACAAACAGUGCGCCGCCCUUGCUUUCCUUCCACGAUGGAAAGGCUUCGUUCCAGAUAACGAGAAACACAAUGUGAUAAAUAUCACUUUCACUGAAGCACUCCGUCAGAUUUUUCAAAUUCAACGAUGUCUGUCGGGGAUGUUUGUGGAUUUAUGUGGCCAAACUCAAUGGAGAAUACAGUAUGGAUUUGACUUAUCAAAGGUACUCCUUGGCUUCCUCACUCAGAAGAUCCAGUCAAACAUCAGUAUCGAUGAAGGCAGUAAAGCGAAGCGUGUGGAGCGCCUUGUGUCAAGCCUCGGAAUUACACUUGUUGCACACAAAUGCAACGUUAGGUUUGAUAAGGCAACGCUUACUGAGCUCAUUCACGGUUUGGUGGUUCUACCUGAUGGCCCAAGAGGCUGUGACUUUGACGAGAUAGACAAGGAGCUACCAGAAGAGAUAUGGAGCAAGCUAGCAGAGGCUGUGCUGUACAUCUGUAAAUGCACGUCACAGGCGCACAGCUAUGAGUGGCCUGAAGUGCUGUUGGCAGUCCCAAUAGUUCAUCUCUUGCGAAAAGACUGUGAACCAUUUGAGGAAUUGAAGCCAAGUCUUUACGAGAGCGAAGAACAAUGGUGCUGCUCUAAAGGCAUCCCGACCAUCAACUCAACAAAAGUGUCGGAUGGCCUACGCAAAGUUUUACUUCAAUUGAUUGUUAUCGACCCAUUGUUACGCCGACUGGUCAUAUGCUCAAUGGUUAAAGAAGAGAGCCAAUGGUUAUUGGUCUCCAAAAGUCAGAAAUUUCCAAUCCACGAAGUUUGCUCUGCUUUGGCAGCUGGUAUCAGUAAGACACGAACUCUUUACAACAAGGACGAGCUGAUACAAAAAUGCCUCAUAAAUUUAUAUACAAGGGUUUCCUCCGAAACAAGAAGUUCCGCAUCAGAGAUCACUGCUUGCUCAGCUCUAAAGCUUCUCGCUGCCCUCUUGGAUAAGCAUGAUCUCCAUAACGCCAUCCACAUGGACGCUGUUAACCUUUUUUCUGUAUGCAUCGAGACAACGGAGAUUGGAACAUGCGAAAAUACCAAAGAAAGAAAGACGAUACUGAUUGACGAGGCAAUCAAAUGCAUAAAUGAGGCAGUUCUGAAAUGGUUCUUGGAGAAAAUGGCUUCAACUGAUUCGCGAAGAACAUCGGAGAUCAAGACCUGGAGCAAUCUUCUUGGUGCCGCGUUCAAGGGUGAGAACGAGUGUUAUUGGCAAGGCGGGUUGCUCGCCAUCUUCAACGGAAGACUGAAAAAGCUUAGCGAAGAGGAAACUCUUAAGCUGUUUUGCAACAAUCUAACAGAGGAAACUGAUCCAGCUAUCAUCGAGGCUGUAACGAAGGCUGCUUUCGAAGCUGUUGAACGCAUUAUCGAGAGAGGUGCGGAUGUUAGUAAAUCAUUUACCGAGCUUCACAGGACAAGCACUGGAGGAAACCAUCAGGAAUUAAAAGCGCGCGAGCUUCUCUCUCGCAUGCUCGUUGGUGCAUGGGAUAAAGUCAUAGAAGGAAAGACUAGCGUUCCAGAGUUCCAGACUCUUCGACAUCUCUUGACAUGGAAACCGUGGAAUGGAUUCCUCAGUUUCUAUAGUUCCUCUGCAGGAAAAAGCAUGUUAUCUGUCAGAGCUUGUGCAAUCGUCGAGAACGCCGUUCUCGUGAUUGCAUGUACGCAGAAAAGUGUCGACGAUGGAUCAGUCCAAGUCAAAACACUGAAGUUGCUCCAGAAAAACAUAGACGACUUCAUCCAGCUCUGCUACUCUGUAUCUAAAAUUGAUGACACGAUUUCCACUGUGCCUGUUGAAAAUGUUAAAGAAAAACUGGAACAGCGGAUGAGGGAACUCGAAAUGUUUGAUGAGCUGAAAAAAGAGAUUUUUACGUACAUCAAGCUUUGUUCCUCUGGAAAAGAGGAAGAAUCUUUCGAGCUCGAUCAUCUGCAAGCAAAAACAUCUGAAGACAUUUCAGAGCGAUCUAUGACAGACUUGUGUACAUACCCAGAGACGAGCACUGCUCCAUCCAAAAAUAUUUUCUUGGGAUUCUUUAGCUUGUCGCCGAACUUUCUAAAAAUGCUACCUCGUCUGAAAUUUGCCUUCAAUAGCCAAUUGUUCCAAGAAUCUUGGAGAAGAUAUUGCAAAAAAGAGACCAUUCAAAAGAAGGAGAAGAACGAAAUGCUAAAUGGGCGCCUGACACUGGAAGAUGUCUAUGGUCAUGUCUGGUCGCCCUCAUACUCAGAGUGGCAGAGUACAGGUCAGGGACUGCUUGAUGGGUCGACCACUCUUCGACAGAUAGACAAAUUGUUCAAAGGUCGAUUAAAGGAUGAUGUGGAGAGAGAACUUAGAAUUCUCUUCACAAAUGUGACCGGGUGCAGUGAUAAUGACAGCCUGGUGGGGAAGCGCCUGACACAGAUAGGGCAAUACUUCAGUCUGAAGGAUUAUGCUAGGGCGGCUGACACUGUUUGGAGGUUCAAGGACGCUGUAGGCCUAACGGGAGACUUCUCUGUCUUGGACGAUUUGCGCAACCAGACGUCCUCUGAGUUUAAGUCAAAGCGACUGGAGAGUAUCGAUGAUCGCUUGACUAGUGCGACUGGAAGCCUUGAUAAGAUAUCCCUAGAACAUUCCAGUUGCUUCCAGGCCAUCGCGGACUGUGAGGCAUUGGUCAAGUGGCUGAAAGAGACAAUCAGAGACACAUCCGCGCUGAGCACACUUGUCGAUUUGGCGAUGAUUUCCGCUGGCGAGAAUGACAUGGAAGUAGAUCGUAUUUUCCACUUCCACACCAGCUGCCUCAGCUUUGCGCCCCUAAUCUUCAACCUGAGUGAAGAAUGCGGGUUUGAGGAGCUGAUGAUGAUUUGUGAACCUGUUUGGAAAGCUGUCCAGCAAGACAAGGAACUGCCAAACAAACUGAGAGAGACCAACCGACAUCUCGAGUGGUUAAAGGGAGUGAAGAAUUCUCACGGAUCAGUAGAAAUGUCAUCGAUCAUGCUGGCGAAAACCAUAAACCAGGGCGGAGUUUACUCAGUGGGAUUCCUUGACACCGGAGUAGACUUUAACAGGAACCAAGUACCGCUGUCCGAGGGACAGACCACCCUUGAUCAAGUGAUCAAUUUGACUGUGCCUGUAGACUAUGUCAGUAGAAAUGCAAGAGAAGAGGACGAAAGCGAGAAAAAGACGAUGUAUCUCAACGACCUGAAAGACCUGCAGAGCAAGUUGAUGCUUAUAGCUGGCAAAACAGCUCAGCUUCAGAACAAAGAAAUAGAGAGUGCUGAAGAGAUCAACGCUUUUGUUGAGGUAUUCGAAGGCAUCAUGCGCUUAGGCAAAGUCUACAUCGCGCUAUGUGAGGCUGGAAACGCGAGAUUCCUGGGUUGGAGACAAAACUUCGAUUGCCAUGACAACUACCUAACCGGCCAAUCAAUUCGGAACAAGCUGGAUUGCCUGUGUAAGGAGAUGGAAGAUGAACUAGAGGUAUGGCGUGAGUAUAUGAACAGAAAGCGUACCAAGUACCACGAGUUCAGCCACUUCACGACUCGUCAGAUCUUUAUAAUGAGGGAAAAGAUCGGCGCUGUGAGACGUGAAGGCGAAGGCGCAAAAGGUCUCCCUCUUCACGUGCUAUGUCUCUUGGAAAGUGUUGUUCCGGGGAUCAGCUCAAAGCGCCUUAACGAGGCUUUGAUCGAAUGUUUUGGCAUCAAUGCCGUGAGCAACCUCGGCGUACAUCAACAUGAGUUAAGGAGCAGUGACCAACUAAACGCUAGCUUCCGUCAUGCGAGCGUACGCGAACAAUACGCGUCCUUCUUUGGAAAAGUCGAGAGUAUGAGUUUUGAUGACCCAGAAAGAGUCGCAGUUGCAUGCCUGAAAGCAAGUGGUACACUGAAAUGCAAUGAUGUCCUGGAGGUUGACCUUUUGGACUGGUGUUUCAAGCAUGGAGAUGAUGAUGAAAUAAUAGAUAUCUGGACGGACGAGGCAAAGCAGGACCGAGCUUUUGCUGAAUUCUUCGAUGACCAGGAAAUGGAUAAUGGCCAGGAAGCCACAGAAGUCCAGGACAGCGAGCUUGAGGAGCAACCUUGUGAGCAUGAAGAAGAGGAUUUUCAGGAGGACACUAAAGAAGGGCUAUACUUAACACUGGAUGAACUGGGAACCCUGUUGCGCGCCCUUACAAUCCGUUCUGAAAUUACGCCGACGGCUCGACCUUUCCCUGAGUAUCUGAAACGGGACCAGCCAAACCUGUUGUUGGUGCCACAAGCCGAAAUUCUUCCAACAGUACUGACUCUGUAUAUGGGUGAUGGUAACAGCCCUCUCCCAAGUGCCGCUGAAGUACUCGCCUGUACACCGGAUACAACUGCUGAAGAAGUAGAGCUGUUUUGGUGGCGGGCGUUUGGUGACAACCAGGAGCAGAUGUUUUGCCUCCUGAACGCGGAUCUUCUCCCGUAUAACGUCAGCCAGGCGGCUGUCGAAAGCCUCAGUCACAUGCUGGAGAAUCUCCACAGAGAGGAUUUGAAACUAGUGAUAAUCUGCAGCACGGAAAAUGAGGAUUGCUCACAUUUGAUCGCUGCGCUGGACGCUCAUCGCAUGAAGGCAGCACCAGGUUGUGCGUCCAGGGCCAGGCUGACUCAGUACUUCACAAAGCAGUUCACUUGUAGAGAAGCACAACACGGGUACUACAAUGACCAGAUGGUAUCCUGGACACCAGCCGCGACCCUUGAUAACGACAACCUAUGCGUUCGAGUUGUGACGUCAGAGCGCGCCGGCGUUGGCAAAUCGCUAGUGGUCAGCAGACUCUCGGACAAACUGGCCAAGCUUGAAAACAACAAGAAAAUGGCAAAGGAGCUCAAGGGACGACAGCAAUUUGUUCUGACAGUACCACUCCACGGGACGGCGGUUGACACCUCCUCCCUGUUAGAUGCGCUCUGGGAGAGUCCAGUUGCAGGGGAACUGCCAAUUUCAAGGAUUAUUCAUCUCGACGUCUCGCCUUUCGUAGUUGAGGGCUUGGAUACUGUGCUAUUCAACCUGCUGGUGCUAGGAAUAAUGAGUGACAGACAAGGUCGUGUAUGGAGGCGAAGGAAAACCGACCUUUAUGUCAUCGAAGUUACCACCGCCAGCUCUUCCAACAAGCUUCCUGGAAGUCAACCUACCGCCGUGAUGUUCUCUCUACUACCAGCAAUCACGUGCAUUACACCACGUGAAACUCUCAAGAUUCUCAAGUCGGAGUCACCAAACGCAGGCUCAAGUCCUUUGUUUGACGCUAUUGAGCUCUCCAGCAAACCGGUGAAACGUGCUUACCAGUACCUCAACGGUCGGGACAAGAACAUGAACCUGGACCAUUUCAAGUUUAGCGCUACACGCUGUAGUCCUCCCGCGGACUGCCUCGCCCUGCUCAUCAAGUACUGUGGUAUCCUAAACCCCUCGUGGUCGGAGUUGAGGCACUUCGUGGACUUUCUUAGUUGUCAGCUUCAGGAUUGUGAGGGAUCAGUGUACUGUGACCCGGCAAUCGUCGGUGACAGCUGGAUGCAGAACACUCUCAGUGGAUUUAAGACGUUUGUUGUGCAGUUCAUGAUUCACAUGUCUCGGGACUUUGCCACGCCUUCUCUUGAUGACGCUGUCACAUGCACAGUGGGCGCAUCUGGUGCCGAAGAGGAAGACGAGGACAUCAGGCCACUUCAAAUCCGGCGGCGAUGGGAGAACAGCCCGCAUCCGUACAUAUUUUUCAACCAGGACCGCGUCACGAUGACGUUCAUGGGUUUCCACAUUAACAAAGAUGGCGACCUUAUCGAUCCUGACAGACUUACAGUACUUCAGAAUAGUCUAAUGUCAAGACAACUGAAGACUGGUCUGGACGCGCAGAAAGUCGACUUUGCACCAAAAUACAAGGCCUGGUCUAAGGAAAUGAAAAUUCGGAAGUUGUGUGACGUCAUGGGCAUCACAUGGAGAGUGGGCAUGCUGGACCCAGACCCCAACUAUGAGCUGACCAUCGAUAACAUGAAGAAGAUAUUAGCUAUUCACAUGCGCUUCAGAUGCGGUAUACCUGUGGUCAUCAUGGGUGAGACUGGUUGUGGGAAGACUCGGUUAAUCCGUUACAUGUGUGCGUUACAAGCAUGCCAUUCCAGCGGAGAGGCCAGACAGAACAUGUUACUGAUGAAGGUUCACGGAGGGACGUCUUACGAGGAUAUCAGCCGGAAGGUUGAACAAGCCGAAAAGAUGGCACGUGAAAACGAGACUUUAGGUGUUGAUACUGUGCUGUUCUUUGACGAGGCCAACACCACGCAUGCGCUUGGGCUGAUCAAGGAGGUGAUGGUGGAUAAGAGAGUGAACGGGCGUCCCGUGGGGGAGGGAAUUCGUCGCCUACACUUUAUAGCGGCGUGCAACCCAUAUCGCAAACACACCGACCAAAUGAUUCACAAACUCGAGUCAGCCGGCCUAGGCUAUCACGUGACCUCUCAAGAAACGAAGGAGAAGCUAGGUAAAAUUCCUCUCCGUCACCUGGUCUAUCGCGUGCACGCACUCCCGGCGAGCAUGCGCCCGCUGGUGUGGGACUUCGGUCAGCUGAAACCGGAAAUUGAGGAAAUGUACAUCCGGCAGAUUGUUAAGCGUUACAUUGGAAGUCAUCCCCUGGUGGAUGCGAUCUCCAAGGUGUUGGCGGCAUCACAGCAGUACAUGAGGGACCAGAAGGACGAAUGUAGUUUUGUGAGUCUUCGUGACAUUGAGCGAGCCAUGACCGUGAUGCUUUGGUUCCGUCGGCACCAUCAAGCCUUGCGGCCACAGAGGGAGCCCCAAAAAGAUGAUGAUGAUGAUGAGGAUGACAGCGAUGAUGAUGAUGAUAAUAGUGACCAAUCAGACUCUGAUUCUGAUACCGAUGACGAGGAUGAUGAGGACGAGAUGGACUUGAACACGUGGUUGCUGGUCAUGAGUCUUUGUGUGUGUUACCACGCUAAGCUACAGUCACGCAAGCCAUACCGCUGUCACGUGGUGCGGAACUGUUCUGUGCCGCUAAACCUCAAAGGAGAAAGACAGAUGGAUAAAGCAAUUAGAAAGUGCCAGCGUGUCAUGAUCAGGGGACUCUCCCUCGGCCCGAACAUCGCGCGGAACAAAGCGCUGACCGAGAACGUGUUCAUGAUGGUGGUGUGCAUCGACCUGAGGAUUCCUCUCUUCCUGGUAGGGAAGCCAGGAAGCUCGAAAUCCCUGGCCAAGACAGUGGUUGCCGACAACAUGCAAGGGGAAUCAUCCAGGUCAAGUCUAUUCAAGAAUUUCAAGCGAGCUCAUAUGGUCUCCUACCAGUGCAGUCCUCUCUCCACCCCUGACGGGAUCGUCGCCACGUUUCGUCAAUGUCGCCGUCUCCAGGAGAACAAUCCAGGGGGACAGUUUGCCUCCGUAGUGGUUCUAGAUGAGGUUGGGCUGGCGGAAGACUCCCCCCUGAUGCCCCUCAAGACUCUGCACCCCCUGCUUGAAGAUGGUGUGACGUCAUCCGAUGACGUAAUCGACGCUGACGAGACGCCGACGCGCGUGGCGUUUGUCGGUAUUUCCAAUUGGUCGCUAGACCCAGCCAAAAUGAACCGCGGGCUCAUGCUGCUGAGGGAUGAACCGAGCGAGGAGGAACUUGUGGACAGCGCCAGGGGAAUUUGUGCCGAAGACCCGACCGUGCAAAGACUCAUCGCUCCACUGCUUGAAGAUCUGGCUGCCGGAUACUCUAAGCUGUACCGACACCAGAAAGGCUUUAAGUCGCUGCUUGAGUCCAAGAGAGACGAGUUUUUUGGCCUGCGUGACUUUUACAGCCUGGUGAAGAUGAUUUACAAGAUGGCCGAGCAGAGCAGAGCUGAACCAUCCUGGAACGACAUCAAGCAUGCGAUUCUUAGAAACUUUGGCGGCUUGGACGAGAUCGAUGCUGUCAAGAUAUUCCAAGAACAAUUGCGAAAUUCAGUCCUUGAUAUCACGACAGAUGAGGCCUCGCCGGUGAAUCCGAUAGAUUUAAUCAAGGCGAGUCUGGACAGAAGAAAUGCCAUUGGUGAGACACGCUACCUUCUUGUGCUGACUGAGAACUACUCCGCCCUGCCCAUCGUGGAGAGUGAGCUCAAGGACGAGGAGUACGUGGUCAUAUUCGGCAGCAGCUUCCCCAAGGACCAGGAGUACACGCAGAUUUGUCGAAAUAUCAAUCAGAUCAAGGUGUGCAUGGAGACCGGCCGCACCGUGAUCCUCCUAAACCUGGAGAGUCUUUACGAGAGCCUGUACGAUGCACUCAAUCAGUACUACGUGUACUGCGCGGAUCAAAAGUACGUGGACUUGGGACUCGGAAGCCAUCGCGUCAAGUGCAGGGUGGAUGACACGUUCAGGUUGAUUGUCAUCGCCGAGAAAGACGUCGUCUACGAGAAGUUUCCUAUUCCUCUCAUUAACCGACUCGAGAAGCACUAUCUCGUCACAUCUAAAAGUCUGUCUGCGAAACAGACCGCGCUGGCAACCAGACUAAAAGCCUGGGUUGAGGAUUUUGCGACCGUGCAAUACCAGCGCCACGAGCAGAACAAACUGACGUUUAAGGUCGGUGACGUGUUCGUUGGUUUCCAUGACGACACUGUAGCCUCGGUGGUGCUGCAAGUUUGUACGAAGCUUGGCGACGAGGACGCAUGCGCACAGAGCGAAGACGAGGACAACGCGGUGGCAAAUGCCGUCCUUGACAGGUGCAAAUCUGUGCUUCUGCAGUGUGCCACUCCGGACGCCCUGGCCCGGUUGUUCCGGACAAAUCUCCGAAACGAAGCUGAUAAGCUGUGGUUGGAGUACUUUAGCGAGCAACCGCACACAUGUCUGUCCAAACUGCUGGCCCACCUUAUGGCAAGUGGACCGGAUGUGACGUCAUCUAAUGGGAUGCUAGUGCAGGUAUCUACUCAUUCCAGGCUCCUCUCGGAGCACGAUCUCCCCGCCGUCUGUGACGCGGUGCAGCUGAAGAGACGGGAUGUGGAGUACCUCACGCUGCAGCAGUUCCAGACCGAGCAGCAGUUCUCAAAACGAAUCAGGGAGUUCUUUGUUCACCUUGGUAACUAUGAAGGGAUGCUUAUCGUCCAGUGCGACUCUGGCGAUGAGAAUUUUAACCUGAUUGCCUGCGCCCGCCAUGUCGUGAUGGAUCAGCGGUUCAAGCGCACAGAGAUGCUCCAGGAGAAACUAAAGAUCGCCCCUGAUAAGAUCGCUCCUCUUCAUCUUGUGAUCGUUGCUCAGCUUUCACGUGUUUCCGGUGGAUGCAAACACUUUGUUGGGUUCCCGGGAGGCAAGUGGCAGUCCUACCACGUGGACGACCUUCGUCCGCCGACCAAUGAGAUUCCGCCAAUUGAACGUUUGAUUGACACCUGUAUAAGCGACCUUCUGAGGCCUGAUGUCUCUCAACAAGACGACGGAGUUCCAAUGGAGACCGACGAAACAACACAGGCACUCACCGUCACCUCUCCAGAAGAGGCUCAAGCUUCAAACCUUGGGGAACUCCCUAUGGAAACUGAUGAAACAAAAGAACCACUUUCUGUGUCGUCCGUAGAAAUCUCCAUGGAAACUGAUAUAGCCGAAGAAAUAACUGCAACCACAAGUCCACAAGCAGUUGCCAUGGUAACACCUAACAAGACAACCUCACCCCAAAUGCAGACGCCAUCACAACCCAAGAGCGUAAAUUCACAAGCGGUUGCGUUACUUCGCAGAAGUGUGCACGCUGCUGCUGGUCGCCUUGACGACAGUCACGUGAUGUCUAGUCGAGGCACACAUCGAGUUGAAAUUAUGCUUAGACUGCUACCAGACGACUUCGCCGAGUGUUCACCAGAUUCCUUGAUGUUUGCUCGUGCGCUCAAUGAGAAGAUCUACAAGCUGGUGUUACAGCGCGAGACUAAACGGCAGGCGCACUUGGCGAAGACCUGGAUGCAGGCAGUGGCCCUGUCGGGGACAAAUAUGCACGAGAGGGGCACUUUCCGUAAGGCGCUACAGCACAGGGUCUCUAGCGAGGUGGUCCCUUACCUGUCCAAGGUCCUUGCUUACGCCGACAGAGACAGCAACUUGGAUCUUUUGGUGGACAGUGAAGCGUGGAUCAAAAGACUAUGGCUGGCUAUAUUUGGCAAUGAGCGCGUCAGCGAGCUGUACUGUGACGUCUCCACCAUCUCCUAUUCCAGUACCGCGCGUGAGCCCGUCCCAGUCUCCGGACGGGGAGGCCAUCACUUCCGCUGUCGCUUCCCUUUCUCCUGGCUCAUCCGGGACUUUGUGGAAGACCUGGAACGCGGGACCUCCGAUUCAUCAGCUUCUCAAUGGACAAGGUCCGAUACCACAGAGGAGGAGAGGUUACGCAGGUUGAUUGACAGUACAGAGCUCGGUCACGUGAUUGCAGAUUUCAGAAGGGAGGGGAUUGAGAGGAAAGCAAUUGCUCGUUACCUGCACGAUUUGGUGCACAUGGUGUAUAGGCCGUCCACAGAUCAACAUGACCAGGAAAUCCAGAUUGUUUGCAAUGUGAUCGAGAAGCAAGCAAGGAUUCGUGAGGCAGAAGCAGAGACUCUGGACCUAGCGACAGUUCAUGUUGCGUACAGACAUAUUCAACGGAGACUGGACAACUUAAGCGAGUUGCUGCACAUACAACCGGGUGUCCUGAGAAAUCUUCAGCGAGCAGAUGAGGGCGCGGAGAUGAUGCUGGAUGCGGUCGCGCUGCAGACGUGCCUGGAAGGCCUCGUGCCUAGUGUCCAGGACCUCCAAGACCAUGACGGUGUUUCUCGCUGGUGCGCCAGGGUAACUUGCCUUAGACAAACUGUGGAAACCAUGACGAGCAAGGAAAACUUUGACAAGACAGACGAGAAAAGUGGAGGCUACGGGGAAAGGACUCAAAACAUCAUUAAACACUGCUGGUCAUUGUGGCAGAGGGCCUCAAUCGUCCGGCUAUUUGUUGAGCACGUGACUAGUCCCGAUGACCACGCCGUCAACUCAGCUAACUUGCAAAAGUUGUGGAAGAUUCUCGGCGAUGAGACAGAUAUGAUGGCAAACGAGGCUCUUGAGGCACUCGAGAGGUUCCUGAAGGAUUGCAGCCAGGAAUUUUGUCGUCGACAUAAUUGGGCCGAAGAGUUGACCUGCCCCAUCUGUUUGCGUGAAUGCCGCGUUCCGUCCUCUACGCCAUGUCAUCACCUCACGUGCCUCGAAUGUGCUCGGAGAUGGUUCAAUGAACAGAGCGGGUGCCCUGUGUGCAGACAGCAUGUCCCGGAUGGCUAUGAACCAGCGGAAGACCAGGAGAGAAUGGAGAUUUUGGCACUCGUCAAGGGAUUUCGUCACUCUUGCAACUCGUUCUUCAUGGAUGUCGUGUCGAUGUUCUGUUUUGGUUAUUCGCCAUGCGGAACACUUCAACAAGGCGCGUUCCAGACGCUGAUGGGUUAUGCAACUAGUGAGCGUUCAACAAAGAGUUUCUCUCCAUUCCCUGAUUACGGCAUUGAUAUCAACCCUGUGGUGCGAUCAUUUUUACUCCAACAACUUCUUAAGUCAAGUGACACAAAGGCGAAGGAGUUAUUGGCAGAGUUCGUCUCCAGUGCCGAAGAGCGAGUCGGUCUGGAGAAUGUGAUGGAGGUGUUUGUGCUAUGCAUCCAGUGUAUCGAGGACGCACGGUACAGUGACUUCGUCCGACGCACCGCAGAGUUCCCUCUUGAGAACAAGAUCGGCUUGACGGAGCGUGCCCUCCGUCAGAUGCCCGUCAAGCCUUUUAGCGAGCCAGCACCUGGCCACCCCAAUGUGAACGUCCCUACACUCCAAGCCAUUGCGGUGACCCGAUUCGCGCUGACACAAACAGCGGAGUUCAUCCACCAGCGCCACACAUGUGGGACGCGAGAGUGGGAGACUGCUGGAGUAGUGAACGCCCUAAAUGGUCUGCUUAAAGAGGUCAAGAAGGUCUGCAUGAACGGCGUAUACCAGACUCCGCGCCUGUUUCUACUGAAGCAGCUCGCUAACCGGUUUGGUGUGGACGCCUUGAAGGAGUUAGCGAGUACUGGUGGGCUUGGGUGGAUUCUGCCUCCUCGGGAUACUGCGGCUCCGCGUGAGGCUACACCAGACCGCUUUCUGGUAUAUGGACACAACUACCAGGGUCUUCGAGAAGCUAUAGCACGUGCAGCGGUAUCUAGUGACGUCACUGAAGUCGCUCAGAGCCUGCAGGGCCUGGUUACUCAAGGUGACCCUUUUACCGAAGUCAUGAUGUCGCUAGCAUUACUACAGGCUGUUACCGCUGACCAGCAACGUAUUUCGCCAAAUAGUAUGCAAGUCCUGAAUGAUUUUAUCUUGGCGUCACGACAAAUCCGGGAACAGCCUCGCCGUUUAGCGCUAGAACUGGUCUCAGACGUCACGCAAGAAAGUCACAGUGUCGUCUCCCUGAUGGUUAUGAGUGGAAGUACUCCGCGUGACAGGUCGAUUGCAGGGAUUGUGUUACAUCUCGCAGCCGUGCUUUCAGCUCAUGAUGAACAGACUCUUGCUCACCCAUUGGUCGCCCUAGCACGCAACCCCAUCGCAAUGGCGCGUUCAUUUUUACCAACGAUGCCAGAGGACAUCAUCCCUGAAGUGAGAUCCGCAUUUUCGGGAACAGGGCAGUUAUAUGAAUGCCCAAACGGACAUCCCUAUGUUAUCACUGAAUGUGGCAGGCCAGCCCAGCAGUUGAAUUGUACGGAGUGCAGAGCUCCAAUUGGGGGAAUUAGUCACAACCUUGUAGCAGGAAACAGGCCGGCCCAAACUGGAGAUCGGACCAACACCGGUCAUUGUAUCGGCGCAGCAACGAAUCGGUCUGUCGCACCAGAGAGAGGCUUGUCAUCUGUCGCGGUGUCUUUUGUCCGCCUUCUGGUUCACGGCUCGAUGCUGAUUGGCUCAUUCCAAGAUGCACAGCACGUGGCUCAGAUGAUUACCCCGUACGUCACACCAAACGCGGUACAGCAAUUCCUCUGGAAUCACGUGGCCAACGACUUGCGCCUUCUCACGCAAAGCAGCGGUCGUAGCGUGGAUGAUGCAAUACUCAUCGUCCAUUUGCUGAUACGUAACAUCGCUACACAUGCGCAGAUGAAUGCAGGUAAUUAUGGAAUGCUGAAGUCCAAGCAAGCCCGCGAUCAGUGGGAACAGCAGUUCAAUCAGGUUGUACUGGCCCCGACCCUCGUGAACGUUAAUGAGUCAAUUCAACAAAGCCUGCAGUUGAUUGCAAACGACACAAGAUUCGGUAUGCAUUUGUCCUUUACAGGGGGCUCGGACCCACUCCUCCGCCAGCUAUACGAGCUUGACGCGGGCGCAGAAGAUCUCACCCAGGGUAUCAACCCAGGAUGCACCGCCCUUUGGCGCCACAGGAAUCCCGUCAGUUUAGAUCACGUGACUCGAGCCUUUAACGAGUCGGAAACAGACCAGUACCCAGUCCUAAAGGCGUUCCUGGAGCAGGAAAGUGUGUUGCGUGCAAUCCGGCUGCUCCCAGAUGUCUUGAGGCUACAAAGGCUGUUAAUGGAAAGGUUUCACCGGACACUGGACCGUGGCCGGACAGAUAAACUCAAACUCAAGGAGUUCUACAAGCAAAUUCGCCCCGGCACUGCCAAAGAGUACCGCAAGCUUGUCCCAAGUUUCCGGUCCGCGUGGAAGAUUUUCAAAGAAAGUGAAAACAUACCAGGCGCAUCCGAAGCCGAGAAGCGACUGUUGGAGACUGAUGUUGGAGACGACUGCCCGGUCGCCCUUUUCCUCCCGUCCAAUAGUGGCCCGGGGACCUGCUCACUAGUGCUAGUCAGAUUCCUGGUGCAUACUCACAACGAGCUACUGCAGCUGUACAAUCGGUCAGCGGACAUCCACAGCAGCGAUGUGCCCCACGUACCGCUGGCCAAAGUGAGAGAGGCUCACUUAGUGUCCUAUAACCCUGACCGGGACCUUUUGCCACUGGUGCUCGGGCAAUGCCGCUACUCGUUCAAAGUUGCACAGGGAGCCCAUGUAACGUACGACUGGGUUGGCAUGGAAAGACAAGUGAUUGACAGGUUUAUACGUGGGAGGGCGCUCAUUGACUUCAAGGAGGAUCGCUACAUCCAAAUGUCGACCGUCAGCGCAGACUCGGUGCUUACGUCACUACGCGACAAAAUACCCCAGGAGUCGUUGUCGCUAGCCAUUCAGCACCAGAUCGCGAGUUCCUAUCGCUCGCUCCAGGACCUCACGGAAGCACUGACGUCCCUCACCAUCGCUAUCACAUUCCUGGGCUCAGGAGGUGGGAAACCAGAUAUGCCGGUCAGCGGAUUCAUGAGAGAUGUCCUAAGCAUGCCCAGUGAUUUAGGACUUCGUAACCGAAAGGCAGAAGAAGUUUGCCAGCUUCAACAUGUGGUUUCCCUGUGGUUUCUUUUGAAUAUCGAGCGUGCCAAGCACCUGAUGGCCAGUGGACAGGACCCGUUUGAACAUCUUCCGAAUAAGUUCAAGGACAAACUAAGGAGCGAUACUGACGAAUUGCGGCUGAAUGAAGAGCUCAGAAAACUGGACGAAGCCAACAUCUACUCUCUGCUCACUACACUGCUAGAGAUCAUCAUCUUACGGCUCGACCAAUCAGACAAGUUCAAUCACGAAUCAAGUCUGCAGGAUGUCAUGCCUUGGAUCCUUGAGGACAGAUCUACACCUGAAAUCAAGAACAUUCCUCAGAACGUACAGCUUAAGCACAUCGUUCACCUCUGGAGAACUGUGGUCAGGCUAAGUGACAGUAACCAUGAACGACGUAGGCGGGGCACCACUUGAUUGUCAGUAACCAUGAGAAACAUAGGCAGGGCAUCACUUGGCUAGCACUGGCCAUAACUAAUGAAGGCUAGGCACCACUUUGUUGGCAAUAACCAUAUAUAACGUAGAAAUGGGAUUCUUGGUUGAGAGUCACAAUGAGCGAUCCAGGCGGGUCUCCACUCGAUGGACAAUAACCAUAGGCAACGUAGGAAGGUUACCCUGAAGCAAGGGCGCAGCGCUUGAUGUCCAUAACCUCAGCUAGAUUUUGAUUAAUCCUCAGUCGUUCGUGUUUGUUGGGAAGAUGACAGAGACUGGAAAAACAAGUUGGAAUUCUUAUUACACCAAUUAUAAAACUUAACCACCCUAUAAUUUUUAAACCAUGCUGCUUGGGAUCCACAAUGUUGAAUAGCGGUUUACGGCCUCUGGGCUGUGUGUUCUAUUGGUGUUUGUUUUAUUUUAGGGCCAUGUUUAUUGCCAACAAUUUGUAUACGAAUUAGGAGCGCAAUUCGUGCAUGUAGAGAUGUAUGAUAGUUUUAGAUUAAAAAUGUGCUACUGUUGUCUUACAUGUCAAUAACAACAAAUUUCUGCAUUGGUUUGCAACAAAGACACCAGAGGACCUUAAUCAUAAUACCUGAAAUACAUUAAUGUUCGUUAAAAAGAUAAGAAAAGAAAAAAAGGACACAUGUACAAGGGUUUUCUUUUUUUAUAGAUAUAAACGUUAAUAAAUUUCUUUUGCAAUUCCUA